Molecule: messenger RNA, 1140 nt
Organism: Phyllopteryx taeniolatus (common seadragon)
Lineage: Eukaryota; Metazoa; Chordata; Actinopteri; Syngnathiformes; Syngnathidae
Exons: 3
Coding region: 51-668 (205 amino acids)
Source: RefSeq, a predicted model, not a curated record
CACAGUAGAUGCACUUAAGAGCGUAGCACCGGAGAAGAUCGAGUUGGAAGAUGACUAUCGGCAAGGACUCUAGGAAAAGUUCUGUGCGGGGCUCCAUCCGAGCCCCAAAGUUUCUGGACAAAUCCAGCGGCUUGUACGGCCGCCUGGAUGAGCCGGAAAGCGCACCUUUGGAGGACGAGUUGGACGCGGCGACGGAUGGGGGGAGUGAAGUGGACGCGUGUGUUCCGUUUGACCCCAACGAGGGGACGCCGGAGGACGACGGUGAGACGCUCCUACGCGGGACCCCCGGCGGCAGGUGGAGGAGAGGAAGCUCCGGGAGGAAGCCGAAGCAGGGCGGCUCUCGGGACGAGGCGCCCAGAAGCGAGCGGCCGAGCCUGGGCGCCGGAAGCCCCCGCGUCCCGGAGACGGCCCGCAACCGGGGGAACUUGCUCGUGGACGCUGACGACCAGGUGCUGAUCCGAGACAAAAAGAGGACGACGAGGGGGCAGGAGGAAGUCGUGAACGUGCUCAAGAGGAAUACAAUGAAAACAUAUCGCAAGGCCGCGGACCGAGCUUUUCGCCGAGGGUGGGAGGCGUUCGUGGCCAACAUCUACAGCGUCACCCUCACGCCGUCAACUCGCCCAAAAACAAAACUGCGGCACAACGUUGCGCCAGCUGAGCUUCAGUAGAAGCGCCGCAAUAAUGCACACCUCAACGGAAGUAUUGAACGACGUUUACGUUGACGUGACCAUCCUAAUUAUUUAUUCUAGUUGUUCAUUUAUUCCAUCGGGUUCACUCUUUGGAGCUUCUCUCAGGUUUAGCAUGAUGAAAACAUGAAACAAGUGUCGACGUGUAAACUUUUAAAGAAGCAAUAACUGAUCAGUGGACCCAUUUUGACUUUUAUUUAAUGAAUAAUGUAGCUAAUUUUCAAUUGGGUGAGUGUAGACACAAGCAUGCUCCAAGUGAUUCAAUGUUUGUUUUGUGACAUAUAUUCUGUGUAAUAUAUAUAUAUAUAUAUAUAUGUGUGUAUAUAUAUAUUUUUUUUCUUUUUUUUUUUCAUGUCCCGUGAGUCAUACAGUAUUGUUAUAUAUACAGUGUAGUGAAGAUUAUUUGACCUUGAGGGGCAAAUCGGAAAAAUAAAGUCAAAGGUGUGUAUUUCAA